AUGAGCAGUCUCGUUGAGGAAGCAGUCAAGAAGCUGACCAGCACGGUCGAGAGCCUCGAGUCCAGAAUUAAGUCUCUGGAGGACCGCGCCGCCGGCGGUUCUGGCAAGCCUACCACCGAGGAGGUUCGCAUGAUCCUCAUCGGCCCCCCCGGUGCCGGCAAGGGCACCCAAGCUCCCAAGAUCAAGGAGAAGUUCAACUGCUGCCACUUGGCUACUGGCGACAUGCUGCGAUCCCAGGUCGCCAAGAAGACUCCGCUCGGCCGGGAAGCCAAGAAGAUCAUGGACCAAGGUGGUCUUGUCAGCGAUGACAUUGUCAUUGGCAUGAUCAAGGAGGAGUUGGAGAACAACAAGGAGUGCAAGGGAGGGUAUGGCGCUUUUCUCUGCCGUGUCGGAGCCGGACGGACGACCGGAAGGCUUCCGGACACCACGACCUUCAUCCUUGACGGUUUCCCCCGCACCGUCCCCCAGGCCGAGGGCCUCGACGCUAUGCUCAAGGCGCGCGACCAGAAGCUCCAGCACGCUGUUGAGCUGCAGAUCGACGACUCUCUGCUCGUCGCCCGCAUCACUGGCCGCCUGGUCCACCCCGCUAGCGGCCGCAGCUACCACAGCACCUUCAACCCUCCCAAGGAGUACAUGAAGGAUGACGUUACCGGCGAGCCCCUCAUCCAGCGCAGCGACGACAACGCCGAGGCCCUGAAGAAGCGUCUGUCCACCUACCACUCCCAGACCGCCCCGGUCGUCGGUUACUACAAGCAGACCGGUAUCUGGAAGGGCAUCGACGCCUCGCAAGAGCCCGGCCAGGUCUGGAAGAACAUGCUCGAAAUCUUCGACUCCCAGCGCAAGGGUGGCCACGCCUCCGGUAUUCUCAGCCGCAUUGCUGGCAAGAACUAG
Messenger RNA from Colletotrichum spaethianum, 891 nucleotides. RefSeq names its product adenylate kinase. The transcript has 4 exons. Gene Ontology annotation, biological process: ADP biosynthetic process. Gene Ontology annotation, cellular component: cytoplasm; mitochondrion. Bases 1 to 891 code for a protein of 296 amino acids. The record is from RefSeq and is a predicted model, not a curated record. NCBI's taxonomy places the organism in Eukaryota, Fungi, Ascomycota, Sordariomycetes, Glomerellales, Glomerellaceae. Gene Ontology annotation, molecular function: ATP binding; AMP kinase activity.